Molecule: messenger RNA, 3897 nt
Organism: Jatropha curcas
Lineage: Eukaryota; Viridiplantae; Streptophyta; Magnoliopsida; Malpighiales; Euphorbiaceae
Product: Ribosomal protein S5/Elongation factor G/III/V family protein
Biological process (GO): cytosolic ribosome assembly
Cellular component (GO): cytosol; ribonucleoprotein complex
Molecular function (GO): GTP binding; GTPase activity; ribosome binding
Source: RefSeq, a predicted model, not a curated record
GUUCUGUAUUAACAAAGCCCUAAUUCUCUUUUUGUCACCGAAUGCACUGAAACUGUCUUACCCUCCUUUUCCUUUCCCUCUCAACAUCUCUAAGACAGGCCACCCACCUGUAACGCUUUCUUCCUAUUUCUUUCCUUCUUCUACAGGGAUUAAUUUGGCGGUUUUGGUCUUGGCUGAUUUGGGUAUUAUUUUGGAUUCAGUGCCGUUGGUGGUCAUUUAUUAAGCGUAUGUUCUCUUUGUUAGCUAGUGACAAUAGCAAGUGUCAUUGCUACGGUAUCUCUUUAUCUCUUUCUUUCUGUUAGACAUGUUUAUUAUGUUUUCAAAUACCCAGUCAAGGUGUUACGUAGAAAUUACUGAAACUAAAUUAAGGGUCUGCCAAAUCCUCCAUAGAAAAGAACCCAACAGAAGUCAAAAUCCUCUUCCUUUCAUACACCAUUUCUUCCUUAUAUAGCAAAUUGAUUUCUUAAGAGAAGUUUUGAAUUGGAUUGUUUGUUUACUGAGCAGGACUUGUUUGGUUGUCUGUUGUUAUAGUUAAAUCUUUUAAUAAUAAGCUGCUGUACUUAGUUUUAGCAAAAUGGGUGGUGAUUUUGAUACCCGAAAUAUCCGAAAUAUAUGCAUAUUAGCACAUGUUGAUCAUGGCAAGACAACACUUGCUGAUCAUCUGAUUGCUGCUACUGGUGGUGGUCUGCUUCACCCUAAAUUGGCUGGGAAGCUUAGAUUUAUGGACUACCUUGAUGAAGAACAAAGGCGUGCAAUAACAAUGAAAAGCUCUUCAAUUGCUCUUCAUUAUAAAGACUAUUCAGUGAACCUCAUAGACUCCCCUGGUCAUAUGGAUUUUUGUAGUGAGGUUUCUACUGCUGCUAGAUUGAGUGAUGGGGCAUUAGUUUUGGUUGAUGCUGUUGAAGGGGUUCAUAUACAAACACAUGCUGUUUUACGUCAAGCUUGGAUUGAGAAGCUAACACCAUGUUUGGUGCUUAAUAAGAUUGAUAGGUUGAUUUAUGAGUUGAAGUUGAGUCCUAUGGAAGCUUAUACCCGGUUGUUGAGGAUUGUUCAUGAGGUGAAUGGAAUCAUGAGCGCGUAUAAGUCGGAAAAAUAUUUGUCUGAUGUUGAUUCACUACUUGCAGCGCCAUCUGGUGAGGUUUGUGAUGAGAACCUUGAGCUUAUAGAAGAUGACGAGGAGGAUACUUUUCAGCCGCAGAAGGGGAAUGUAGCAUUUGUUUGUGCAUUGGAUGGAUGGGGUUUCAGUAUUAAUGAGUUUGCAGAAUUUUAUGCUUCAAAGCUUGGAGCAAGUUCAGCUGCAUUGCAGAAGGCUCUUUGGGGUCCUAGGUAUUUCAAUCCUAAGACUAAGAUGAUAGUAGGGAAGAAGGGAGUGGAAGGAGUAAGUAAGGCUCGGCCAAUGUUUGUGCAGUUUGUGCUUGAGCCACUAUGGCAGGUUUACCAAUCAGCCUCAGAGCCUGAGGGAAAUAAAGGUUUACUAGAUAAAGUUAUCAAGUCAUUUAAUUUGAAUGUACCACCUCGUGAACUUCAGAACAAGGAUCCCAAGGUUGUGCUUCAAGCUGUUAUGAGCCGUUGGCUUCCCUUGUCAGAUGCAAUUUUGUCAAUGGUUGUGAAGUGUAUGCCAGAUCCAAUUGCUGCCCAAUCCUUUCGUAUUUCACGUUUGCUUCCCAAGAGAGCAGUUUUUAAUGAUGCAGUUAAUUCCGAUGUUAUUGCAGAGGCAGAUCUUGUGAGGAAGUCGGUAGAGAUUUGUGAUUCCAGCUCUGAGGCACCAUCUGUGGCUUUUGUAUCCAAGAUGUUUGCUUUACCAACAAAAAUGCUACCUCAAAGGGGUCCAAAUGGGGAGAUUUUAAACAAUUACAGUGAUGACAAUGGAAGUGGUGAAUCAGAAGAGUGCUUUCUUGCAUUUGCUAGAAUUUUUAGUGGAGUUCUUUAUUCAGGUCAAAAAGUGUUUGUGCUUUCAGCAUUAUAUGACCCAUUGAGGGAAGAAUCAAUGCAGAAGCAUGUGCAGGAGGCUGAGUUGCACUCGCUGUAUCUCAUGAUGGGUCAGGGCCUGAAACCUGUAGCCUUUGCAAAGGCAGGGAAUGUUGUUGCAAUCCGAGGUCUCGGUCAGCAUAUUUUAAAAAGUGCAACUCUUUCAUCCACAAGGAACUGUUGGCCAUUCUCCAGCAUGGCAUUCCAGGUUGCCCCAACUCUAAGAGUUGCAAUUGAACCAUCUGAUCCAGCAGAUAUGGGUGCUCUGAUGAAAGGUCUGAGGCUUCUAAACCGGGCAGACGCGUUUUUAGAGGUCACUGUUUCUUCUAGAGGGGAACAUGUGCUUUCUGCAGCUGGAGAAGUUCACUUAGAAAGGUGCAUCAAGGAUUUGAAGGAGAGAUUUGCCAAGGUGAGCCUGGAAGUCUCCCCACCACUUGUGUCCUAUAAAGAGACCAUUGAGGGUAAUACAGCCAAUGCUUUAGACAAUCUGAAAUCACUGAGUAAGCGCUCAGCGUACGUUGAGAAGAUGACACCAAAUGGAAGAUGCCUUGUUCGCGUACAAGUCAUGAAACUGCCACCUGCACUAACCAAGGUGCUUGAUGAAAGUGCAGAUAUGCUUGGAGAUGUUAUCGGUGGCAAGUUGGAGCAGGCAAAUAGAGAUGUGGAGAAGCCUGGAUCAAGCAUUAUACGAGAUGAGAAUCCAAUUGAAGUACUCAAAAAACGCAUAAUGGAUACUAUGGAGAGUGAAAUUUUGUCAUGGAAUGAGAAUGACAAGGAUCGAACCGAGAAAUACAAACUCAAGUGGCAAAAAUUUCUUAGGAGGAUUUGGGCACUUGGUCCAAGGCAUGUUGGCCCUAACAUCCUCUUCACUCCAGAUAUUAAAAGCAAGAGCAGUGAUUCCUCUGUUCUUUUACGGGGUUCCCCUAUUGUAUCUGAAAAAUUGGGCCUAGUUGAUAAUUCUGGUGAUAGUGAUACAGCUACUGAUAUUCACUCUGAAAUAACUCAAGCAUUACGCAUGGAAGCUGAAAGUCUUCAGAACAGUGUUGUGUCUGGAUUCCAACUUGCAACAGCAGCUGGACCACUUUGUGACGAACCAUUGUGGGGUGUAGCUUUUGUGGUUGAGGCUUACAUAUCUCCCUUGGCUGAGCAAUCUGAUGAGGGUGGGACUAACCAGCACUCUGAGCAAUACGGUGUAUUCACAGGACAAGUUAUGACAGCUGUCAAGGAUGCGUGUAGAGCAGCUGUACUACAGAACAAACCUCGGCUCGUUGAAGCAAUGUAUUUCUGUGAGUUGAACACCCCAACUGAAUAUUUGGGCUCCAUGUAUGCAGUGCUUAAUCGAAAACGGGCUCGGGUCUUGAAGGAGGAGAUGCAGGAAGGAUCUUCGCUUUUCACAGUCCAUGCAUAUGUCCCAGUUUCUGAGAGCUUUGGUUUUGCAGAUGAGCUCAGAAGAUGGACUUCAGGCGCAGCAAGCGCUCUCCUUGUUCUUAGCCAUUGGGAAGCACUUCCUGAGGAUCCUUUCUUUGUUCCAAAAACAGAGGAGGAAAUUGAAGAAUUCGGAGAUGGUUCUAGUGUUCUGCCUAAUACAGCCAGAAAGCUAAUUGAUGCUGUAAGACGUCGAAAAGGCCUUCCAGUGGAGGAAAAAGUUGUCCAGCAUGCUACUAAACAGAGGACACUUGCUCGGAAAGUGUAAAAUUUGUUAAACUAGUUUUGCUAAUAAUAUUUCAUACCUCUCAUUAGUUUUGGUGUAAAAGGUUAGUCUAUAUUUUUAGUCUCUUGGAGGUCUAGUUUGAGUGGGAAAUGGGAAGUUGAUGAAAAAAAGAAACAUUUUUCGAGUUUUACUAAUGAUACAAAAGCUUCUUUGUUAUAUUAUUUAGACUGAAGUUCAUAAUUUUAUUAAUAAUAAAUUACCUUGUUCUUCUUCUUUCA